Messenger RNA from Tigriopus californicus, 2367 nucleotides. RefSeq names its product neo-calmodulin-like. The record is from RefSeq and is a predicted model, not a curated record. Gene Ontology annotation, molecular function: calcium ion binding. NCBI's taxonomy places the organism in Eukaryota, Metazoa, Arthropoda, Copepoda, Harpacticoida, Harpacticidae. Bases 750 to 1412 code for a protein of 220 amino acids. The transcript has 2 exons.
AGAGGACUCGGAAAAAGGCGAUUUCUUUCCUUUUUCCCUCGUAAACGCUAGUUCCUCCCCAUUUGAGGAUCACUUGCACUCACCGAUCCAUCUGGUUCCAAAACAAACGCUCUCUGGAACAACAGCCAUCCGAGAAGAAUCGGGUUUUCGGUCGGAGUGUCGUGUCUCAGUGGAGCGUAAGGAAAUCUUAGUGUUCCAAUAACAUCUUAUUUGUUACUUCGGAAAACUCAAGUUUCACUUCAUCAACGUCCGCGCGUUCAUCCAAACCCGAGCGUGGUUCCACUCACUCACUUCCCGCCCCAAGUUCGGAUUUCCACUCCAAGGAUAUUGAGUUGAGCGCGCUUGAACUCAUCCCCGUUGCCUCCUUUGUUAACUUCAUUCAAGACCAAACUUCCAACCCACCAACCCACCAACCAACUAGCCCAAAAGAGAAGAUUUCGAAGCAGCAAAACCAGAGCAGAGCGAGUUGACUGGCCCAGAGUGAUGCAUAAUGAAAUCUAAAUUGCCACCUCUUAGAAGCUGAUUGAGCAGAGUGCGACGAGGAGACGAACAAGUUCCAACACUGCUCCACUAUCAAGGCUUUCAAUUCACUUCUGGCCCUGACUUCAUCCCGCAUUUACGGAUUACUGAAAUCCCAGACCCUACGAUAAAACUCUAAUUCCCCUUUCAAACAUAUCUCUCUCUCCUCUAUAUACGUAUGUAAUUGUCUUUCUCUUGUGCUUGAACCCUCAACCAUUAUAAUUGUGAGCAUGACCUCCAACUGGGAAGAUAAAGACGACCUCCUGUUUGAAAAAGCGGCCACCACCCAACCCAACAAACAAAAGCUCUCCAAGAAUGAAUUGGAACGAGUCACUGAGGUCUUCAAAAUGUACGAAACGGGUGAAGGAGAAGCCACCAUCUAUCCAAGGGAUCUGGCCAUUGCCAUGAAGAAACUAGGCCUGAAUCCAACCGAGACCGAAAUCCAGGAUCUGAUUAACGCGGUGGAGGUGAAUGGGCUCGUUUAUUACCAAGACUUCUGUCGCAUCAUCGUUCGAAAGUUCAGGGAAGAUGACGAGGAGAAUUUCCACCAGGAGCUCUUCAGAACUCUCGUGGGUCCUAAAGAAUACCCUUCGGGGACCCAAGCGCCCAUCUACGAUGUGAACAAAGAGCUCCUGAGCUUCACCCAAUUCAAGGCCAUCAUGACCAAUCUCCCCGAGAUGGUCAACGACAACGAUGUGGCCCGAAUGUUCAUGGUGGCCGAUAAGGAUAGUAGUGGGAAGAUUUCGUAUCAGGAAUUCAGGCGAAUGUGCGUGGUUCCGCGGGUGGAAUCCAUUCCAGAUGAGAUGCCGGAUAUUGAUGCCAAUGGCGAUAUCAUCGUUCGCCAUCACUCUCCCAAGGUGGACACGGUGGUGUCUGUGGUCGGUUCCAAAUGAGAUAGAUGAAUAGAUGUAUAGAUGUCUCCAAGAAUAGUGCCCAAGGGUGGAUGGCCAGUCUUUCCUUAGCGUCCAUAAUAUCCUGUAUUCGUUGUACUGUGUUCACAAACACACACUCACCACAGCAUCACAGCAUCACAGCAUACCCCGUUUUUACUUUUUCUAGAUGUGAAAGCCGGUUUUUGUAGAGCAUGACCCGAAAGAAGCAGAUUUGUAGGUUGCCGAGACCAAAGUUCGUUUGCAAAAGGCAUAUCAAGGUAAACCAUUUGAUUCUUAUUUUGGCAUUCCCAACCACCUCAUUCAAACCAAACUCUAGUCAAGAACAACAACAACAAAACCUGUGCCUAUUAGUACUAGAUACUAAGAUUUCCAGUAUUCCAAUUCUACCAACGUAGACCCCCGAAGACCCUUAUCAAAAGAGUGCUGAUAAAACCUCUUUCUCUUCCCAUAAUACUCGAAAUUGAUCUGCGAUGUUAGCAUUAUCAGUACCAUGGAUAGAACAAACACACAUUUACCUACUUUUUCGAUUGAUUCACCGUUUAUGAUUGUGAUCUUUGUCGUGGCAAUAAGUUGGUCCCUACAUUCAUGUAAGGGUAGUAUUUCGCUCGAGUCUUGCCAUAGGGUUAAUCUAGAUCAACCUUUUUCUAGACUAGAGACCUCCAACAUCUCGCUUCCAAAUUAUCAUAGAAACCAUUGUCAACCCCUAGACAUAAUUUCACGAAAACAUCCAGGGCAUACCUGUAGAUUUAUUCUGUGUAUGACGAUGCAAGUUAUCCAUUAAGCACCGCCGUUGAUUCCAAAUUUGUUUUUGCUAUCAUUGUUACAUCCUUACAAGUAUGCUUAGCCAAGUGUUCCAUGUUAGCCCAACCAGAGUUUAAUACAUCCCACUUGGUCUAUUUGUUGUUGGGUCAUAUGAUUAUCGAUCCUUGAUUCGAAAUAAAACCUUCAAAGGACA